Clonostachys byssicola is the source of this 1527-nucleotide messenger RNA. The record is from the annotation of a GenBank genome assembly. Lineage: Eukaryota; Fungi; Ascomycota; Sordariomycetes; Hypocreales; Bionectriaceae.
AUGGAACCCGCUGGGCGGAAGAAACGGUUCACUCAACGGUCUCGGAAAGGAUGCUUUGAGUGUCGCCGGGAUCAUCGAAAAUGUGAUGAGAGUCGGCCUACGUGUGGCCGAUGUUGCAGUCUCAGACAAGGAUGCACGUAUGGCCAACGGAUCUCAUGGGGUGGUCGGGCCUUUGACCGUUCAUCAUUUGGCCAGUUGAUGACUUCGGAAGAGUCAAGACGCGGAGCCGUGGACCAGGUCCAUAUUCUGCAUUCACAAGGCGAUGGUGCUGGUCAAGCGAAGCCCCCAUUCAUCUAUGGCACGGUUAAACCGAAUGCCCAUGCUUUAAUGACAUCCUCCAAGAAGACCACACCCCUACCGUUUGAUUACAUAUCCCUCUUUCCGAGACUAUCAUCCCCUGGCAAAGUCCUUCUCGACUACUUUGUCCACGCUGCAGAUUCGUUUUCCUGCGAUGAUGAAGUAAAAGACCAGUUCUGUGGAACCUUCAUCCAGAUGGCAGCCAACAACGACCCGCUGAUGGCGGCGAUUCUUGCUCUAGCCGCUGCGCAUCGGGUGAAUAUUGGCUUAGAGCAGGACAAACAAGAGCUGGGCGUUCUGCACCUUUCGGCUGUUAAGCAACUGCGCAUGGGCUUGUCAACAUCUGCGGAUGAACCUCUGAUGGCAGCUGCUUUAUUGCUAUGCUAUACCGAGGUGAUAUCUGGAGGUGGCAACGGCUCGUCCUGGAGGCUACAUCUGGAGGGCGCCGGUUCUCUCUUUGCGGCGCGUUGGCCUACAUGGACCAUUCAUUCCUCAGAUCAUACGAGAGCGUUCAUCUGUCAAUGCUUUGUGUCUCUUGUCGCUCUCGCCAACGUGUCAGGUCUUCCUCCGUCAGGUGCCGUCUCCGAGCGAGCCCUCGCCAUGGUUAGCCAAGAUGGGCCACGCCCGUACAUAGACAACUUCACCGCAUACUCAUCCGAGCUGAUGUCGGUUCUCUUCGAGCUUGGCUGGCUGAUUCGAGAUCGCCAGCAAGUUGCUGAAUAUUGCGGCACGAAUACAGUCGCGAGAAUAGAAGAGCGCUCUCUCCAUUUGCUCAACCGACUGGACAAUAUGACAGUAACAGCUUCCGCUGCAGCCAGUUCGACUAGUAAGAAUCAGAGGCAUAUCAAUGAGUUAUUUCGACAAGCGACGAUAUUACAGAUCCAUCAACGUAUUAGAGGCCUUCUUCCAUCUUCUAUGGAAAUCCAACGGCUCGUUAAUAACAUAUUGGCUCUCCUGUCAGCCUUCGAGAUUCAUCCGGGCCCGGGAUUCGGCGUUCUCCUUUUCUACCCGGCGUUCUCCGCUGGUACAGGCGCGGCCAAUCAUAGUCAACGGCAGCAGGUACGGGACUUGCUUAACAGUAUGGUCUCAGUAAUGGGUUUCAUGAAUAUCCGCCAAGGUCUCAGUCUUCUGGAGGCUCUUUGGGCACAUCGGGAUUGCUAUGGUGAGGACCACACUAACGCUUCCUGGGAAAACCUUGCCGCGGAAAACAUCGAUAUUAUUCUCUAUUGA